Molecule: messenger RNA, 12639 nt
Organism: Monomorium pharaonis (pharaoh ant)
Lineage: Eukaryota; Metazoa; Arthropoda; Insecta; Hymenoptera; Formicidae
Product: venom dipeptidyl peptidase 4
Exons: 16
Coding region: 5329-7779 (816 amino acids)
Biological process (GO): proteolysis
Molecular function (GO): dipeptidyl-peptidase activity; serine-type peptidase activity
Source: RefSeq, a predicted model, not a curated record
UAUUAAUAAUUGUUUUAGAAACUAAACUGAUUGUACUUUAUUUUAGAAAUGUAUAUAUAACUAAUUACAAUUUCGACUGUUAUUACAUUAAUUAUUAGACUCUGUUUAUUAUCUUACAGCUAGUUCAUAAUUAGCGUAACUUUAUUUGCUGUAAACGAUUUAGUAGUGAAGUGGUAUUCAUUGAAAGCGGAAACAAUAGCUUGUUGUGCGAUGACAGCUUAAAUAAUCAGCGGAUUAUGUUAUACACGAAUCUGUGUGUAAAUCAGUAUGGGUUGGAAUUGCAUCGUUUUGUUAAUAGAUGAUAUCACUAUACAACUUUAUCUAACAGCGCUAUUUGUGAACAUAUUAUUUGGUUAGGCCAUAUCGUUAAAAUGACGCAUAAUAUUUGAUUUCUAUUAUUAGUUCCUGUAAUUGAUUCUAUUUCCGACGUCUGCAUGUGAUACGUAAUUAAAAUAAAUUCAUAGAUUGCAUAAAUGAUGUUAUAAUAUACAGUAUGGGCGUAUGAAUAUCGCUUUCCACAGAGACAAAGGCUAACAGAUUCAAUUUUGUAUUGCAAUGAUCAAUCAUGUUCACUUAUUAAUAAUAAUUAUGUCAUAUAUCUCUUAAACCGUUGUAAUUUCAUAUAAUAUGCUUCACAUCUAUCUGUUUAUUUAUCCGUUUAUCUAUUCAUUAUAAUCAUGUUGAAAUCUGACAUUUAAAUUCGCACGUUUAGAAUGGUUUAAUUAAUAUUUAGUAAUUAUUUCUGUACAUGAAAAUGUAAUAUAAACCAAUUAAAUGAUAAAAAAACGAUUGCUUAUAUUUUUAGGAUUUUACUUUACUUUAUUAAAAGUGAUAUUUAUCACAAUUGUUAAUCAUUUGUAAUAUCUAAAUAAAGAAAAUUGUUUCACUAAAUAGCUUUAAAAUUUAGCGGAGAUGUUAUUAAAUAGUUAAUAGACAGUAAUACAUUAAAUAAAUAUCCGGUCGAAUCAUUCGGAAUAUUUGUUCGAGUUUUAGCCGAAGUCGAUCGAAAUAGUCCAUUCUUUUUCCUUGAUUGCAAUGCAAAUCGCGUUUUCCGGUCAAUGUUUAUUUUUAAUCGGUCUGACGUUUACUUUUACCGUGUAUUUCUUAAUGAAUUGUAUUCUCUGUCUCUCUCUCUCUCUCUCUCUUUCUGUCUCUCUCACGGAGACGUUGUACAUUUCAUGCGCGAUGCGGCACGAAAAUUCCGUGGUCAAAAAGCAAUGCACCAUGCGAUGCAGCUUUAUGGGCGCUUUAACAUGCUCCGAAAACACGUUUAAUUUCACCGAAUCCGUCUCGGGCUCGCUCGAGAAGAACGCUCGGGACGUUGUCUCGGUCAGUGUGACUUUCACUCGCGAUGCCGAAUUAAACGCGAGCUCGCGGUCGAUUUAGCGUUAAACGCCGCUACCUAAUCUGAAAUGUAUUUGCGCGGUGUAACACACAUCACGGCGCGGCGUGUUCGCAACGUGUGAGCGAGGGGCUUCGCGCCCGAGAGAUCGGAGGAGGUUGCACACACGCACACACACACACACAUAUACACGCACACAACACACAUACGUACGUAUGUGCACGGGACUUUGUAUAUUUGUCAUUCGGCCGUAAUGGACGGCGAAGCGCGUACGUCGGCGGCGAUUUACUUCCGCGCGAACAAUGCGCGCGGGUUAACCGCCGACGAGGACGCACCCGGGCGAGAACACGCGCGCUCUCGACCCUACCCUUACGUAACACCUCACUCUCGGGGAGUGGACGACAAGGGACGGCGGCGACGUCGUGGUGGACCGCGAAUGAAAUAUUUCGGGAACCGCCGCCACCGCCGAAGAGAAACGAGUCGUGGAGAGAGAGAGAGAGGGAGGAGGGAGGGGGAGAGCACACUCGAAGGGACAAGAGAGCGAGAAAGGAAGAGUGGAUUCCCCCUUCAAAUGUGAUUUACGUUCUUUCGUGUUGCAACAACGGCGUCACGGAGAUCAAAACCGCGCGUAAUUAAAAUUAGCCGAGGGGGACGAUUGACGGAGGGGAAACUCGCAAUUACUUAUUCUCAUUUUGUAAUCGUCAUUAAAUCAAUUACCAUUUUAUGCUUUCGAUAUGUAUAAUGGCUAUUAAUUUGAAAGGUAUAUGGUGGCGGCAUGAGCAUCCCGGCAGCUUUUCAAUUAUCAAAGUGCACAAUUAAAUUUCUGUUAAAGAAAAAAAAUCGAUUCUGAAAUAGAUUUAAAAGAUUGCCGCGAGCGGAAACGCCGGGCGAUCGAGGUUUAUAUCUCUCGCGCUGUGCCAUUCCGAUCGGGGAGAAAUUAAUAUCGGGAAAGCAAGAGAAUAUCCGUCUAUCUUAUUCCCUGAUUGAUAGGAAUUUCGCGGCGGCGUCGCGAACGACGAGAAAAUGCCGCCGCGUGCACGAAACGUGUACGUCGCGUCCUCCAGAAUUGAUCUGGAGGUGGAAUUAAUCACCGGACUGUCACGCUCACAUCCGCGGAAACGCGGAAGGUUGGACGCGAUAUAUGUGUACACAUACGUAGAUGAAAAAAAAACCGGAGCGGGGAUUUCAAUUCGAACGGUCCGGGCCCCCGGCCUUUCUGUCCCGCGCCUUUUUUUGUCGCGCGCGCGCGCUCUGCAGGUGCAACGAAUAUAUGCCACGCGGCCGAUCAUCGGUGAUUGAAAUACGCCUUCAUCGGGAACGCACACUCUCGACGGGAAAUUACAUCGCAGCCUCUGUCGGGGCGAGCUCUCCAUCGAAUUACGUGUGUACGAUAAUUUUUUUUGCCGCGCAAGAUGCGCUGAAAUUGAGAAAGAGAGCCGCGCAACGAAGUUUCCCUCCGGAAUUCCUCGCUUCUCGCACGCUCCUCUCUCGAAUGAAAUUUAUAUUCUGCGUGAAGAAAUUUGCUGGUUUUCUUUUUUUCGUCACCGAUGACACGGCUGUCGUAUGCUUCUUUAACGGCUGUUCUAUCCGCAUAAACUUGAAGACAAUAAACUUUUUUUUUUUCGAAAUAAAUUCUAGUGCUUUAUUGUACGUUUACGUUUACGAUUCGUAAAAGUUGAAUUACUGAUGAGUUUCUACCUUUGCCGUGGGAUAUACAGCGUUUGAAAGGCCAGGUUCUCGCUUCUCACGGUAGUUCGUUAUGUAAGAAAAGGUUGCCACGGUUAUCUAUUCGCAUUCUGCCGCGUAUAAAAAGAACUAUUCAGAUGCACGUCUUAAUGUCCUGUAUUCCGAUUUCCGACAUGCACGUCGCCCGGAUGCAUUUCAUUGCGUAACGAUAAAGAAAAUCUCAACAAAUGUACUCGUACCUCACUUAGAAAUUCCGCAAAGACCGCGGGCAUUGUGUGUAUACGUUAUAAAUAUACCGUAAAUAAGAUAUACAGCGGUUUAUUCAAUUCCACUGUCGCGCGGAGAUAAAAAGUCUGCGUGCCGCACGUAACGGGGGAAUAGAAUUUUGGGACGUGGAAAGGCGCGAAAUGCCGCGCCGUGUCGCGGUGAUUUGAAUAGCGCGGCUGUAUGGGAUGUUUUUCAUUUCUUCCUUCGCCCUUUUUUUUUUUUUUUUUUUUUUAGUUUCAAAACAGUUCGUCACGUCAAUAUCGAACGCAUAAGCGGGGAGAGGGGGCGCGUUCGUAAGCAGAAUAUAUCUUCGUCAAAGUCGCGGGGUUAAAAAAAACGAGCUCAAAGAGCAGCGUGGUGUCGAGACUUUCGUACCACCCCCUCCCUUUCCCGUCCCUCGAUGGCUUUCAUCACUGCCAAUGGCGCGAAUAUCGAAUUAAUUCAUUAUCCAGAUUGAAUUAUGAUGCGCCAGUAAUGAUGCGUGUGCGAAAAUGCAGGUUCUGCGACACGAAAAUGUAACGCAGCAUUUACUCUAGAAAAUAAUUUUCGAUUCUUGAACGCGGUUCCACGAUUCGCUUGACCGAUUAUGCGAAUUUGUUACUGGCGUUGCAUAGAAUAUAAUGUUUUGUUGUAUUAAUAAUCAAGUAGUUAUCAAUAUUAUUAUACUAUUUUCAAUGAGAAAUUCGAACGCUCGCCGAAAGAUAAAAUUAAAUUAAUGUCACGUACGAUAUUUAUUAGGCUUUUGAUAAGUUUCUGUCUACGUCAUAAAUGAGAUGUGUUUGUAAAAUUUUCAAUAUACACCAAAUCAAUAAAUUAUUCGAUCAUGACAGCUUCUUUUUAAAAAGAUAAUCAAGUAAUUUAUUGGUUUUGGACUGACUGCAUCAAUAUUUCUAUAUUAUUAUGUAAUUUAAUACAAAUUUCACUGUGGUCAUUUCUUUUUUAUUCAAAUGUCCGUGUAUCACGUAUGCAAAACACAAUUUUCAUUAGUUAAUUUAUAUUUUCUUGCUCUUAAGCUCAUUAAUAAUGAUGCAAGUUAAAUUUUCAUGGAAACUUAGAAGCAUGAUCCGCGCAAGCCAAGAUUCAAACUUAAAAUAGUUAUUACAUACAAUAUUAAUACAUUAGUGAAUAAAUAAUGCUUUGCGUAAUUUGCAAAUUUCACAUAUAUUUCUGCUUUACUAAUAAUUAAUUUUUGAGCAAGUAAAAAUUAGUAGUUUUUUUUCUACACACACAGAACAUAUGUAUAUAUCUUUGUGAAAAUUAAAUAAUUAAAAUUAAGUAAUUCUUUCAGUCAGGACAAGAGGUCGAUUAUAUAAACUAAAAUCAUCUAAUACGAAAGAUUAGAUCGUAAAUUAUUUUCUCGUUAAAAAAGUAUUCACCGGUUUAAUAGACGACGCUGUGUUGGCAUACGAAUUAAUCAAUUUAUAUUUUAUUAAAAGUGGAGCACACAGAUUUUCUCGUAGUCGAUACAUCCAAUAUCCCGGAGCUCUCGGUAUUUAAUGAAGAUCGCGAGUAACGAAAAAAAAACCGGUAGUUAUCGUUCUUAUCAGGCAGACAGAUUUCAUUCUUAUAUAUAGUUAUAGAAUUCAUCCUUGAUAUUGUUUCGUGCGUAGUAAUGAAAUAAUAUUCUGACCCAGCUCCGGUCGCUGACCACCUUCGCGCUCUGUUCUAUCUCCCUUUAUUCCCUCCUAUAUUCCGGCGCUACCUUUCCACCCCGAGUCCGACUUCGUAUCCGGUUCCAUUUGAAUACAAAGCGACAUUGCGUGAAAAAUUAAAUACAGGUUUCGCUCCGUGCUGGCCGCUAAGCAGUGAUUAAUGGACUGGAGCCAUUGAAUUCGGGCAAGCCGACGGAAAAUCGACCGGUAGUGAAAAUUGGGACUGUGGAGAAAGAAAGAGAGAAGGACAAGGGGGAGAGAGAGAGAGAAAGAUAGAAGGGAAGGGAGGGGAGAGAGAGUGGUGCAGAGAGAGAAGGAGAGAAAGAGAAAAGUGAUUUUAUUCCUGUAAGUGCAGACGCCCGUGACGGAAGCUCGAGGACCAUGACGGAAGGCGAGCCCAACGUGAGUGUAAGUGUUCGUACUGUAACAAAUCCAGAUAUCAGGCAUCAAAGCGGUACACUAUUGGACCUCAUGACGAAGAACAAGCAGCGGUAUCGAUGGCGUUUGCUGGCCUGCGGCAUCGUGAUUAUAAUCGUGCUGGCCCUGGUGAUCGCAGCGGCGAUCCUUCUGACCGGCAGUCCGGAUUCCGCCGCGUCUAGAACGAACGGUGCACCAGGCAUUUCCCUGGAGGAAUGGCUCUCCGGUUCGUUAUCCCCCAAGAGCUUCAACGGCACGUGGAUCAGCGGAGACGAGAUCCUCUACCGAGACGAGAUAGGCAAUUUGUUGAUCUACAAUGUCAGCUCGGCCACGUCCAAGAUCAUGCUGGACUAUUCCAAUCCCUCCUUGCUGUCGAGUUUCGAUCACCAGUUAUCUGCCGAUAGGAAAUAUCUGUUGCUCGCUCUCAAUUACCAGAAGCUGUACCGUCAUACGUACCUGGCCCAUUACAGGCUCGUGAACCUGGAGACUCUAAUGGAGACGACAUUGGCGCUGAACGAGUCGACGCCGUUGCAGCUUGCGACUUGGGCACCGCGCGGCAACGCCCUGAUCUACAUUCACCAGAAUAAUAUUUACUACAGACCGGAGGCGGAGGUGGCAAACGACUAUCAAAUCACCGGCACGGGAGUGUUUGGAACCGUUUACAAUGGAGUGCCGGACUGGGUGUACGAGGAGGAAGUAUUCAGCUCGAACAAGGCUCUCUGGUUUUCUCCGAGCGGCACUAAAUUGGUCUUUGGCUAUUUCGAUGACUCGAGCACUCCUGUUAUGACCAUACCAUUUUACGGAUAUCCUGGAAGCUUAACUUUCCAAUACACGUCGGCGAUACCGAUUCACUACCCUAAAAGCGGCACGACGAAUCCAACAGUCAAACUAUUUUGCGUCGAUCUCGAAAUGGUGGUGCAGGGUAACGUGACUUUGGUGGAGAUCGAACAUCCGCCGGAGCUGUCUGCGUCCGAGAGGAUCCUGUCGGCGGUGGACUUUCCCACGGACAGCCUCGUGUACGCGACUUGGAUGAACCGGGUGCAGAACAGGGCGUAUUUCCAGCUCUGCGAUGUCGGCAGUCUGCUGCCAAAUUGCACGACAGCGCUCUCGUAUGGCGAGACAAACGGCUGGGUAGAGCAAUUCGAAGCGCCUAUGUUCAGCGAGGACGGUACGUCGUUCCUUCUGAUAUUACCGCAGAAACAGGACAACGGCAGCGAUUGGCGACAUGUUAUGCUAGUUACGAAUGCAACUAGCGGCAGGCCGAUCAUCACCGCCCUCACCUCUGGCUAUUAUGUCGUGACGGAGAUAGUGUCCUGGGAUCGGGAAGACUCGUAUCUAUAUUACUUGGCCACUUCGGAAUCCGAUACGGCGGUUCAGCACUUGUACAGAGUGUCGCUGUUGGAUUCGGGGCACAAGCCGGCGUGUUUGACUUGUAACAUUGUCAGAGAGAGUGACGGCAGCCGCUGUUUGUACAACAGCGCUAAAUUCUCCACUGACAAUUCGCAUUACGUGCUCACUUGUGCCGGGCCUGGAGUACCCGACAUAGCUAUCUGCAAUAAGAAUACCACGUUGCUCUCCGUAUGGGAGGACAAUAGCGUAGUAUCCAACAUAAUAGUGGAAAAGUCGCAGCCGAUCGUACAUAGGUACAGAAUUCCAGUUCCUGGUGGCUUUAACGCCCAGGUGAGGCUCCUGAUACCACCCGGUGCUGACUUGAGCGGUGUCACCAAGUAUCCUAUGCUGGUUUACGUGUAUGGCGGCCCGGAUUCGUAUCAGGUGACGGAGAAAUUUAAAAUCGAUUGGGGCACGUAUCUUGUGACAAACAAAAGUAUCAUAUACGCCGCCAUUGACGGUCGCGGCUCCGGACUAAUGGGUAACGAAAUGCUGUUCGCCGGAUACCGGCGUCUCGGCACCGUCGAAAUUGUCGAUCAGAUCAACGUUACCAGGCAUUUGCAGGACAAAUUGCCCUUCAUUGACCGUACAAGAACGGCGAUAUGGGGUUGGAGUUAUGGUGGAUACGCGACCGGCAUGACGCUCGCUAUGGACUUAAAAGGUGUCUUCAAGUGCGGCAUGUCCGUCGCGCCGGUUACGGAUUGGGCCCUUUACGAUUCGAUUUAUACCGAGCGGUUUAUGGGUCUGCCUACCGUUACCGACAAUCUGCAAGGAUACGAGCAAGGCCAGCUGCUGAAUAAGGUCGAAAACAUCAAGAACAAGAUGUACUACUUGAUUCACGGUACUCUGGACGACAACGUGCACUAUCAACAGUCGCUUAUGCUCGCCAAGGUGUUGGAACAGAAGGACAUCCUCUUUAGACAACAGACGUACACGGAUGAGGACCACGGUAUCGUCCAGUCGCGAGCGCAUCUGUACCACUCGCUGGAGAACUUCCUGGACGAAUGCUUUCAGACGUCAUCAUGAUCGGAGCACGGGAUAGUGAUGACAAUCUAGAUGCUGUACACCACCUGCCUCACACUUGUAAAUACUUCGUCACGUGUACAUAGUUUAUGUACGAUAUGUAAUAUGAGGGUUUAACGAGUGUACAUAGCGAUGUGAGAUUGCCGAGGAGAGAUGGAAGAGGACAGAGAGAAAGGGAGAGCGAAAGCGAAAGCGAGAAUGAGUGUAAAAGGAGAGGAUAAAGUAAUUAAUUAGGCAAUUAGUAUCAUCGCGAAACUACGCAGGGCAGGUCUGUAAAAAAAAAACACAUUUGAUACGUUUUUUAAAAUACCCGAUCAAACGGUGUGUUGAAGGCCUAAUAACGGCGCAAGCCCCGUUUGCCUCGCCGUUCAGACCUCAUUAGAGUGUAUCGUUGCAGAUGUCGUACUUACAUUCUCACAGGCACUGUUCCAGCAUUAUAUUAGUAUGCGAACCGUUAUUCCUCGGUUGGUUGAAUGAACCAAUCGACUCGACGUCAAGCUCGAAUAGCGGAAAUAUUUUUCAUUUAUAAUUUAAUUAUACCUUUUAUUUAAUGAAUCCGCAAUAUUUGAUAAUUGACGAAAUCUUGUUCCUAAAUUUUCACUAUAUUAUCGAUAUUAAAAUAAUUUAUCGGCAAAAUUUAUUAUUAAUUAAUCGAUAUAAAUUACUAAUUUUUAUGUAAUUAGUAAUCUCUAUGUGGAACUUUUUUCUUAGAAUUUUCCUAAGAUUAAAAAAUUAUGUUUUUGUAGUAACGAUGCAUAAAAGAUAACACAGCUCCAAUAACUUUGACCUUGACAUAUGUUAUACAGGUAAAGAUACUGAUCAAUUUUUCUUUAUAAACUAAUCGACGAUCUCGUAUAAUUUUUGAGAUAUACAACUCAUAUUUAAAAAGUCGGAAAUUCCCGUGGAACAGAACAAUUAUUGGCACUUUGGAUUGUAAGCGCCGGGGUAAGAGUGGGGGUGAAUCUCGCUUCGCGUGAAAAGUCGAAAACUCAUGUGGAAACGGUACAAAUAUAGACCAAACUGCUGUUCUAUAUUAGAUUUUUUAUUAAUAACCUUUUAACGAACAAUGAUAAUCGCGAUUAAAAUCUUUCGUAGACUACUCAGAACUAUAAUCUUGAUAAUUAUAUCAAGAUAAAGUUAUAAAAAUGUUCACUAAUUUAAAUAAAAAUAAAUAUUUUCAAACUUAAUAUAAAUUUAUCUCAAAAAUUAUACAAAAUCAAUUUAUAAGGAAAAAUUGCUAAGUACUUUCAACUUGUAUUUUGUUUUUGUGAGUUUAAUGUGUCACAUUCGUUAAUGGAUACAUGACACUUAUCAACUGUAUUUCAGUUACUCCUUUAUUUAUCUAUGUUGUGAUCCAUAGCGUUUUUAUUAUAUUAUUUUUCCUGUUCUCACAAUAAAUUGGCAAAUAAUUUUAAGGGUGUUGAGUUCCAAUUUUCUCAUCCAACUUUCUUUCACUGUAUAUCAUAUGUCAAGGUUGCCGUUGGAGGUCUAUUACCUUUUGUGCAUAUUGUGUUUUUGUUUGGAUUAAUUACAUACAUUAUUAAUAAUUUAACCAUCUGGAAUAUGUUCUGCAUUUAUAUACAUUAGAUUUAUUCAAUAUAUUUUAGAUUAUUUUUUAGUUCAGUUGCACCUUUUUCUUGACGAAAUAUUAAGUUGACAUAUCAAGGUAAUAAUGUUCACAUAUAUGAGUUCAGUUGUAAAAUCUUGAUAAAUGAGAUCUUUUAACAUUUUAAAAAUAUAAUUUAUACGCUGUUGCAUCCAUGCGCGCGAGUGCACAUACAAAUAUAUAUAUGCAUUUAUUUUCAAAGUAAAGAAAAAUAUUCUCAAAACUUAAUAAUUUUUUAUCUAGUUCAAAAAUAAGAAAAUAUCUUUACAUUAGAAUUAUAAUUGGAGUUUUUACAAUAUAUUUAACGUUUCAACAUUUAAAAAAUAAAAUAUUUGUGAAAUAGUUUGUUACUCCAUAAAAUGGGGAUGUUUGGAAUUCUUAAAUUUCUUUCAAAUUGAUAAUAAAUUAAUUUUUAAUUCACGAAUAAUGUUUUAUCAUACAAAAUAUGUAUCGUCUUUCUGAUGAUAAAAUUGAAAAACAAAAGUACACUGUUUGUACUGCAAACACUUUUUGACAAUAAUAUUUCGACGAUAUUCUGAAAUGUAACAAUUAUUAUGACGUAUUCAACACGUUUUUACAUUUGUAUUUGAAUACUACAUCUAUCAAAUAAAACAAUUAGAUUGUUUAACAAUUUUACAAACCUUUUCAAAGAUAUUAUUUAUUUUACUGAUAUACAUUUUCAACAACACACUCUUGUUAUUACAUCAAUAUUAAUGUCCUAAAAAUAUAAUAAUUUUAUUGUGAUUUUAUUACUAAUCACGAAAUAAUAUGUAUUUGUUUUUCUGAUUUUAAAUUAAUUAAUUGUAGUUAAUCAUAGAAUCGUAGAGAAAAGUAAAACAUGUAAUGUGACGUAUUUUUUACUCAGAUCUAACACAUCUAAAUUUAGUUAAUCAUUGUCUGGAAAAUUAUUCGGCUUUAUUUAAUAUUUUCAAUCUUACUGAUAUUACUAGCAAAUCUUCGCGAAUUUAAUGUUUUGUGACAUUUUAAUUUUAUUUUUUUCUUUAAUGAAGGUAUAUUUGAUAACAUCAAAAUUUUCGAAUUGCCUCUUAAAGAAGGCAUAAGUAAAUCUUUUUAAAACAGUUCUUCAGUCAAAAGUUCGAAUUCAGCUAAUUGUAACUCAACUAAAUAAUUCAUACUAAUCUAUAACUAUCUAGUUUUAUAGUGUGUAUACCAAUAAGUAUUCUUGUUAUUGAAUGUAUUUUAGUUAAUUAUUAUAAAAUGAUCUAGAAAUACAAAUUAUUACAUUCCAAUUAAAAAAAUUAAAUUGUACGUUCAAUUAUAUCAUAAUAUUAAUAAAAAUUUUAAUUUAAACUAUAUUAUUAAAAUUUUUAUAUCUCAAUUAAGAGUAGAAAACUAAUUAACAACAAUAAUUUCUUAUUGCCCUAAAACUAAAAUGCAAUUUAAAAAAUUAUCUGUCACAAUACAUUACGACAUUAAAAAUCUUAAUAACAGAUUCAUAUAUUAUUAUAGUCAAUAUGUAAAAUGAGCUAAAUAAUUUUGAUUUCAAUAAAUUAAUUUUCUGAACUCAUAUAUGUUAUCUUAAGGCUCUGGAAUACUCUGCAAAAAUUCUUAUGUAUAAAAAAACAAGUUAGUAUUAUUGUUAUUCCAUAUUAUUGUUUAUCUCGAUACGUGAUAUUAACGAUUACUAGUAAUUAUAUAUCGUGCUAAUCAAAUGAAUCUUGACGAAAUGAGAAUUUUGGAUAUGAAUCAGUCUUGUCAAUAACUUUGCAACAUUCGCCGACGAUGUAACCAAUUUUAAUAUAUAGAAAAUUCAAAAUUUUGCGUGCAGAAAAAUGUGGAAUUAAGCCAAUCAAUUUUUGAGAUACAUUUAGGGGUGUUUUUGUAAUAUUAUAUAUUUUCACAACUGUUUUGAUCACAACUGUUGUAACGUUCGUAAUUUUUAUGAAAGUGUGACAACGUAAGACACUGUGACCGAUGAGAAAUUAUAUAGGAAACAGUAACCAAAUUAUACUUUCAGAACCGAUGAUAAUAUACGCGAAAGCAAUGUUUUGUAAUGACCUGUAGGUAGGUAACACAUUAUUUUUUGUAUCGCUACAAACUGUUGCACGUUUCGAGAGAGAGGCAUUUUACUAUGAAAAUAAUAUGUACAAAGACAUUUGAAAAGACAUGAAAAGGAUUUACAUAUAAUAAAAGCGUUUAAGAUAAUAUGCACAAGUUAUUAAAACAUAUGUUUUUUAUAAAACAUAUAUAUACUUUAUGCUAUGGAAUAUAUAUAUAUAUAUAUAUAAUAUUUGGAAGUAUAAGUAUCGCAUUUGAUAACUGCAUUGUUAUAAAAAUAUCUUAAUAUUAUUUUAAUAUGUAAAACCUUUCGAACGACAGGUGCGUUAAUAAUAAGAUUCUAUCAUUCGAGACUUUUAAAAUUGAUUUCAUUGUAACACAAAAAUAGUAUUACUUAUAUUAUGCAGAUAUUGUAAAUACGUAAAGAUGCUAAUAUCUCGUUUAAAAAAUUACAUACGGUAUUAAGUCAUUUUACUUUAAAAAACGUAAAUUGAAAAUAUUUCGUAAUUCUUUCUCUGCAGUAAUUGUUUAAUAUAGUUUUUGUUAAAAAAAAAUCAACUUUUUAAAAACUUGUAUUAAAUUUUUCAAAUUUGAAGUAAAAUUAAUUCAAAAAUUUCUUUAAAGACAGAUAGUUAAUAAAAACCUUUCGGUGCAAUAUAUUUUAAUAGUUUGACCAAUUCAUGUGUUCCUGUAUUAAGAGCAUCCGUUAAAAAUUUCUUUUUUUAUUUCUUUAUUUGAGCUUAUAUUGUGGGUAUACCAGAGUAUUAAGAAAGUGCAAUUACAUCACUUUAUAUCACAUUUAUAUGUCUAUAGUUUACGUAACAAAUGGCAUAAAGUUCAACAAUUAGUUUAUAGAUACUUUUUCCUUAAUGUAAGAUAGCAUAUCUACUUCUCAUUAUUGUUAGACCAUGGGCAAAUAUUAGUGCCAAUGUGUAAAUGCAUACCUAGGAUAAGUAAGAGAGACUAUCGACAAACUCUCUAUUAAAGUUUUUUAAUGCAAGGACCACUGUAACAAUUUUGAGAGUGGAUCAAGGUGAAUUUAUUAAAAAUAACUGUUAACUUUUAUCUCGACAUGCGCAUUGUACAUACAAAAUUACUUACACUUAAUUAAGGUAAUGGAGCAUUGUUAGAAAGAAGAUAUUGUGACCCAGUAGAGUUAUAUGAAAUUAUGACAAGUGUACUCUCUUUCACCACUAUUUGUUGAGUGUAUUAUAAAUAAAGCUCUAUGUUUUAUUAAA